Molecule: messenger RNA, 2836 nt
Organism: Antechinus flavipes (yellow-footed antechinus)
Lineage: Eukaryota; Metazoa; Chordata; Mammalia; Dasyuromorphia; Dasyuridae
Gene: SH2D6
Product: SH2 domain containing 6
Exons: 13
Coding region: 1553-2740 (395 amino acids)
Biological process (GO): cell surface receptor protein tyrosine kinase signaling pathway; intracellular signal transduction
Cellular component (GO): cytoplasm
Source: RefSeq, a predicted model, not a curated record
UGAAAAAUUUUCCAGUCUACUGAUGAACCUAUACCUAUAAAACCAUUUCAAGAGGGAUCAAGUGCUUCUAACUAACCGGGUUGAGGAAGGGAAGGUUGGGAAAGGUCCCAAACGGUCCUGAAGGAGGCUAGGGAUUCUCUGAGGCAGAGAUGACAGGAGAGCAUUCCCCAAAGGGCCAGCCGCCCGUACAGAAGUGGGGAGGCGGGGGAUGGUGCGAGGACCCGUUAAAGAGGGGUGGAUUUGGGGGUAAGUCUAAAUAAAUUAUCUUCUGGAUCGGCGAGUUCCAGAUACACCGGCUGUAAGAUACUCAGGUAAACCAAUGCAGGAGAGACAUCCCCCGCACACUCAGUGACUGCCAAUCAGCCGUCACUGUUUCCGGGACUUCCGGCCUUGGGCAGAUGCUGCAGUGAAAUGCCCGGAGCUGGCCUUGAUCCUCAGGCACUUCCCAGCGUCCUCUGGGCCCGAGGUUCUGGCCUCCAGGGCCCUCCCAGCUCCCGGUGCCCCGAGUUCUCCGGCCAGCCCUGACUCAGCAGGAGACCCUCCCUGGGUCGGACGCAGGCUGGGCAGGGGCACUUUCCCGUCCAGCUUCACGGUCCAGAGAGGUCGUGACUGGGCCAUCACAGGCAGUACUUGUCAGAGGCAGGCUGCCCACCAUCUAUCCCACAGAAAGUCAGCCUUUGGUGAGAUUUCCCAGAAGGAAUGAGCUUUGUCAGAUCCAUUUUGGAAACUGCUCCCAGCCUGAGCCGCCGGCAAACUCUUCUUUGAACCCCUCUUUUUGGGUUGUAUUCGGGAGUUCGAAAAACUCCAAAAUAAAAGAUGGAGCAGCUUGGGGACUCAGCGGAUAGAGCGCUGGGCCAGGAAGACUUAUCUCCAUGAGUUCAAAUCCACACUAGCUGUGUGGCCCUGGCCAAGUCACCUGUUUGCCUCAGUUUCCUCAUCUGUCAAAUAAGCUGAAAAAGGAAAUGGUGAACCCCUCCUGCCAGGAAAAUCCCCAGUGGAGUCACAGAGAGUGGGACAUGACUUAAAAACAACUUAACAAUUUUAAAAUAAUUUAAAAUGUUUUAUUUUUUUUAAUUUUAAAAAUAAAAAUGGGGAAGGGGGGAUCUAGAGCCCGGCCUUUCCCACCUUUCCCAAAAUGCCCCUCGGAGAGCCACCAUUAUAAUGACCUGCGCCCAUCCUGAAUCCGACUGGUCUCCUCUCUCACAGCUGGUCAUAACUGCCGCUAGUGAUGAGUUGGGGCGAGGGGCUGGUAUGGUGGGCUUGGUGCUUUAGGGGUGUCUGGCCGCCACGGGGAGGAUGCUAGAACAGGAAGAGGUAAGGGGCAGGAAGAACGAUCGAGAGGCUCCUGAACUAGUUCCCCUGCUCCCCCUGCCCCCAACUCCAGUGAUGCAGGGGAGGGGGAAGGCCCGCGGAUCGGACCCGUGGGGCCGGACCGAGUCCAGCUCUGGGGCGCUGGCAGGGGAGGCAGGGAGCGGGGUGCGGGGUGCGGGGAGCGGGGUGGGGUGCCUCGAUCCGGGGCCUUCCUGGUACUCGGGUUCUGCGGCUUGGAGAGAUGCAAAUCUCGGGAACAAUGGGGUCCCUGUUUCCCCUGAUCCUUCCUCCGCUGAAAAGAUCGGGCCGCAGCUCUGGGGAGUCACUGGAUCCUCGGCUCCCCUACAUGGUAAGGAGUUCUUCCCUGGGCCGGCUCCAAGGCCGAGGCCCGGGAUGCUGGGAAGGGUGGAGGGGCGCCAGGCCGUUCCCUGAGGCUCUGUGUUCUUGGCAGGACAAGACCGGCCGAAACGGGACCCCGUCCCAGCCCCCCCUGCCGCCCCCCAGAGCCCCGGGGAAGCCCCCGAGGGGAGCAGCGCACGGAGGCUCCCCAUCUUGGAGAGAGGAUCCCUCCAUCCCGCCGUCCCCAGGUUCUGCGGGGCUUUUGAGCCAAUGGGAUUCCGAGGAGGAAGAUGAUGGCGGAGGGGAAUACGAGCUUCCUCCUUGUGAGUCCCUGGCCGCCAAGAUGGCCCCUUUCCUCGUGGAGAAGAGCGAGCUGUAUCUGGAUCGAUCCGUCCCCUCCGGACCUCCCAAGCCAGUGCCCCGGCCCUCCCAGGAUCCAGCUGAAGAAGACUCUGACGAAGCCAUCUACCUGGAGCCCAGUCUGGUUUCACCUUUAAACCAGGACUUGGGGCCUCAGGCCCCACCCCCCCGGGCCGUGAUCCCAAGAGCCACGGUGGCCCCCGGAUCUGCCUACAAGGCUCUCUCUGUCCCCCAGGAAUCUUGGAGUGGGUCAGGGGACAUCACUUGCAAUGCUGGGAGGAGUACAUUCACAGGGAACCCCCCUGCAGAGGAGCCCCUUCCCCCAGCAGCUCGGGGUCAGUGGGAUCCUCUGUUGUGUGUGUGUGUCCAGAAGGCCGGCCUGCUGACUCAGCCCUGGUAUUGCGCGCACUGUGACCGCCAAACUGUCGAGAACGCCCUUCUCUCGCUCCAAAAGGACGGCUCCUACACCGUCCGGCCCAGCUCCGAUCCCCAAGGACUGAAGCCCUUCACCCUGGCUGUGUUCUUCCACGGCCACGUCUACAACAUCCCCAUCCGCUGGCUGGGGGCCCCGCGGCAGUACGCGCUGGGUCGGGAGAGCAGGAGCUCCGACAAGCUCUUCCCCAGCGUGGCCGCCAUGGUGCAGCAUUUCUCCCAGCAUCCCCUGCUCCUGGUGAACAGACGCAGCUGCGACCGGCAGCAGACCUGCCUCCUCUUCCCCGCCAAGCCCUGAGCUCCCGGGCGGAGCGAAGGCGCAGGAGCCCGGACGAGCUUGGUCUCGUGGCCCGCACACAGUAGGGAUUUAAUAAAUGCUGACUGAGCAAAGGAA